Molecule: messenger RNA, 1173 nt
Organism: Exophiala bonariae
Lineage: Eukaryota; Fungi; Ascomycota; Eurotiomycetes; Chaetothyriales; Herpotrichiellaceae
Exons: 1
Coding region: 1-1173 (390 amino acids)
Source: RefSeq, a predicted model, not a curated record
AUGUCGACACGUGGUGAAGAUCGUAGUUACAAAGUUGUGUACGCGAGCCGCAAUCGUGGCUCGGACCGCGUGGAAGACGAGCCUCCCCCGCGAAGAUCGAGACGGGACUAUGAUUAUGAUUACGGUUAUGAUCAUGACAAGUCGUAUUCGCGUGACUAUCAAGAUGAGCGGAUUUUGAUUGACAGAAGUGGUCGAUCCGACGAUCCGCGCGGUUAUCAUCAGCAGUCCACCACAGUCGCCAACAGGACCAAGACAACUUACGAAGUUGGGCGAGACAGGAAUUCCGAGGCCUAUGUCAAGCGAUCCAAUGCUCUCGUUCUUGCUCCAGCCAACCCAAGAUCCGAAUUUGAAGUUCUUCGGCCACAGAGACGAGACGAUGGGACUUACGUGGUCGACCUAUCCAACCCACGAGGCUACGAUGAGCGGGACUACGGCUACCAACCUCGGACCAAAUACUACGAUGCGCCGCCUCCCUCGAGAACCAGGAGAGACGACGAUGUAAUCAUAUACGACUCCUCACGGACCGGUGGCAGAGACCGUACCAUCAGUCACGCGAGCUACCACAAAGAUGUCCAGGUCAUGGAAGACAUCGAUGAUGAUCCACGCGACCGUCGUCGAGGCAGAGUUCCCGAAAUCGUCCCCGAGGAGACCGUGGCUCCACCAGCCCGACUUCGAAGCUCCAUGCGUGGAAGGAAUGAUUCGCCUCCAGAGGAUUGGAAGGUGCGGCGAUCCCACAGUGUCGGAUUCUUCAAGGAUCAGAUCAGCCGCCACGAUGCCAGCGAGAGCCGCCACGAACGGCCCGGCGCCGAGGCGCAUCUUGCCGGCCGUUAUCUGCACCACCAUGAUGACUACGACGACGAUGAAAGAAGAAGUGACUAUGAAGAACGCGCUAGGGUGACCCAGCGAGCUAGGUCGAGGUCUAGGUCUCGAGGUGGACAUGGACAUGGACCUCGGCAUAGCGAUCCACGGCUACGUGAUUAUGACCACGAGGAUGAACGACGAUCAUAUACCGAAGAGACCAUGAGGGAUUAUGAGUAUGAGGAUAGGAGAGAUCCUUAUCCGCCACAGCGAGAAUCGAGGAGGCACCGUCAUCAUCACCAUCAUGAUGAUGAUCGCUCUGCCCACUCAGAGUAUGAGACUGUGACCAGGACCAAAAAGGAAUACUACAGAUAG